Molecule: messenger RNA, 1794 nt
Organism: Rotaria socialis
Lineage: Eukaryota; Metazoa; Rotifera; Eurotatoria; Philodinida; Philodinidae
Source: the annotation of a GenBank genome assembly
AUGUCUGAGUAUAUUAAUAAUUGCUUUUGUUGUGGCUAUUAUCUAGUGCGACGAUAUAAACGACUAGUCAAUGAUAUAUUUCCACAGAAUCCACUACAUGGUCUUGAUAGAAAUAAUCUUGAACGUUUACGAUUCUAUGCUGUUAGAAAACCAGAAAAACUCGAUAAAGCAUUUCGAUAUUUGUGUGAGAAAAUAUCACGCUAUUUAAAUAAUCGAAAUCGACCAUAUGUAAUACUUGGCAUUACAGCAAUGGAUGACAUAGUGAAAUCAUGUUAUCAACUAUUGAAUAUAUUUGUUGAUGAUUAUUUAGAAACAUUACGUCUCGUACUUGAAGAAAGAGAUGAUUUAGAAUUAAUAGAACAUGCUGUUGCUUCGUUUGAGUCAUUUUGUGAAAUACGCGAAGAAGCACCAAAUUAUCAAAGAAAUUAUCAAUUUUUCGUCCAUCGUUUCACCGCACUUUGUUACUAUCAUGAUGAAAUGGAUAAAAACAAAUUACGAUGCCUUGGUCUUCGUGGGCAUCACGCACUUUUUCGAAAAACAGCCAAUGAUGAAUUACAAAAUGACGCUUGGAAAUAUAUGGAUCAAAUCGUGCCAUCGAUUAUAUUUAAUAUGGAAGUGGCAGAACAAAAUCAAUCACAAGAAGCAACAACAACAACAGUAUCACCGGCCAAUGUGAUUAUAAAAAAUGAACAAAUGACUAACGAGGAGACAUCGACUUUGGCUGAUAUAAUCUUUCGAGACAUCUUUAAUCGUGCACACAGUAAUACGAAUAUAUCCAUAUGUGUUCAAUUGAUUCUUGUUCAUUUAGACAAAAACGCAAAAUGGAUUCCUGGAACAACAAUAUUUACUGGAAUGUCAAAUCUUUUAAAUUUUCUAAAGAAAUCUUUUCGAAUCGAACUUCAGCGCUCUAAAGGAUCGCCAAAGUAUCCCGAUGAACAUAAAUUUCAAGCUGCAGUUAUCAGUGGAAUAGAUGAUUUCGCCGAAAAUUUACCCGACUUUCAAAUGAUGGAAAUAAUACAAUGUAUUGCCUCGUCCUUGCCAACACUGUAUCAAAAUACGGAAGAACAUGCAAGCGAGUUCAAUUCAAACUUUAGACUUCAAUUACUUCUACUUAAAACAAUACAAAAAAUUACAACACAGUAUCAAUCGGAAAAAUCUUCCGAAGCAAUAUCAACUCUAACAACAUUUCCUCAUCAAUUAUUUGAUCCAUUAAUUAAAUUAAUAAGUUCGCCUGAAGUAGAAUUUCGAUUACUUGCACUCGAAAUUAUUCAGCUACUUGUUGACCGAUGGCAUUAUGCUGAUAGAUUAUCGAAAAUCAGAAUAUUUCAAGAUAUUUCUCAGCUUGGUCUACCUACUGGCACAAAGCGAAGUCGUCUUUCUGAUAUUCCUUUUAUGAAAAAAUUCGGCCAUCAAUUUCGUUCUCAACUUUACAAAUGCAUAUUAUUCGAGAAUAAUACAAAGAAGAUUUUCUAUGCUAUCUAUUGUCUGAUGAAUAUUGUGACACUUGAAGCCAAUGAUCCAGAUGUGCUGGUCGAUGUAAUUCAUUUCUGUUUUGAAAUUCAAUCAGUAAUAAUAAAAAUGAUGGAUGAAGAUCAACGAAAAUUACCUAAAACUAAUUAUUAUGGUAUACACGCAUUGAUUGCUGCGUAUUUUAAUUUAAUGUCAAAAUUAUACGAUAUCAAUCAGUUUUCUGAUCAUGUCGACCAAGUAAGUGAAGACAUUGCAUUCGAACAGAUUAGCGGUUGCAGGGAGGAAAGUUUCGUAUUAUGUACAAUUUGUUUGAUUUCUAUCUAA